AUGACGGUAGAUAUUAAGACUUAUGUGAAAAGUUGUCUACAAUGUCAGUUGAUGAAAAGUUACAGACCUAACGUUGAUGGAACCCUAAAACCCUUAAACAUUCCUACUGGUCGCUGGUUGGAUAUUUCCAUUGAUUUUAUUACUGGUGUGCCUGCAACAUUGUUCAUUAAGAUGAACAUGAUAUUGGUUGUGGUAAAUCGAUUCUCAAAACGUGCUCACUUCAUUGCCACCAAUAAAGAUUGUGGCUCACAAGAAACACUGAAUUUACUGUACUGGUUUGUUUUCUGUUACCACGGUUUUCCUCGAUCUAUUGUAUCGGAAAGAGAUAUUCGCUUUACUACUGGUGUUUAUAAAGAAUUAACGGAACGUCUAGGUAUACAGUUAAAGUUGUCCUCAACAAACCAUCCACAAACCGAUCGACAGACUGAAGCAACAAAUAAGACGCUUGGUCGGUUGUUAAGAAGCUAUUGCUGUAACGAUCAACGACAAUGGGAUCGUUUUUUACCACAUCUGGAAUUUGUAUACAACAGUACUUUUCAAAGGUCAUUACAAGCUGCCCCAUUUGAAGUUAACAUAGGUUUUGUUCCAAAUGAACCAUUAUUAGACACUGGUAAUGUGCUGUCAUCCCGAAGUGAUGCUGCUGUUGAAAUUACUAAGAAUUUAAAAGCCAUUUCGCUACGCACUUCUGAUAUAUUGCGGGAGAAUCAAGAAACUCUGGAGUUCCAAACUAACAUUCAUCGAAACGAACCUAAUUACAAGGUUGGUGAUUUAGUUUUGCUACACCGUGAUGCUUAUUUUACUGGGGGAAGGUAUACCAAGAUACAGCCUAUUUUCCUAGGUCCCUUUAAACUGGUUAAACUACAAAAUAAUACCUGUGAACUGGAUUUACCUUCAUCAUUCAAGAAACAUAGAACAAUUAAUAUAAAUGCUGGAAUAUGA
Messenger RNA from Henningerozyma blattae CBS 6284, 939 nucleotides. RefSeq lists its product as uncharacterized. Gene Ontology annotation, molecular function: nucleic acid binding. Gene Ontology annotation, biological process: DNA integration. The transcript has a single exon. Lineage: Eukaryota; Fungi; Ascomycota; Saccharomycetes; Saccharomycetales; Saccharomycetaceae. Bases 1 to 939 code for a protein of 312 amino acids. The record is from RefSeq and is a predicted model, not a curated record.